UAUUUAAAUAAGGCAGUUUAGAUUUAAUUGCGAGUUAUUUCAAAAAUGUGCUAAGAAUUACACUCCGAAUAGAGAAACCACGGUAACCACACGCACUAAAAACGUAAAACGCAUUACCCAAAACAUCUCAUAAUAAUGCAUAAUACACAUAUAUGGGUAUCUAGGUCCCCUCUGUUUUAGUAACCCCGAUUCUGCGCCGACAGUUCGCAAGGCUGCGCCGGCGCGGCGUCGACCGCGUGGGGUGCGCGCAGUCCGCCCCGAACCGUCGCACGCGCGCGCCGAGUCGCGCACAUCGAAACUUUUGCUUAUCGGAAACUUUUUUACAAUCGAAGAGUCUUGAACUUGAGCGCAUCGGGGAAGAUCGUGGGAGCUGUGCAACAAUCGACAGUAACAAGAUACUUGCACUGCCUAAUGCCUAUGACAUAUGACUUUCGAACUGCGUGAUAUUGCCUGUCUGAUGUACUGAGUCGUUAGUGCAGUGAGUGUUCUGUGGGGAAUUUUAAUAGUGAUGUGUCAAGAGGCGGGAGCAGGGCGCUUAGAAGAUACUGUUUGUUACAAGUAUUCUGAAGUUAUCGAAAUGAACGUUCGAGAAACGAGCAGCUUUAGCAACCAGUUCGAUGUGGUCUAACAUGGUCGUUCCCCGUCGUCCGCCAACCAGCUACAAGCCAAUGAGAAGAAGCAAACCGCCGGACAAGCACCGAACAUUAACAAUAUCAAAUCUUUAUCUGAUGUGACUUCAUCAACACAACCCCAAAAAGAAAAAAAACUAGUCCCGCAAACUGGCUGAUAAAAGAAAAAGCUACAAGAUUCUAAAAUCAAAAUGGGCGUGCAAGUGCUUCUAGCUUCAACAGCCUUGAAGACCGUGAGUGUGACGGGUUUGUGGUUGAUACCACUGUUGCUGGGCGCGCUGACAUACCACAACUAUAAUGCUUACGAUCCGGAGUCGAGAGUGAUUGAUAAAGAGCCGAGGAGAGAGUAUGACUUCAUAGUGGUUGGGGGCGGGUCGGCGGGUGCCGUCGUCGCCAACAGACUAUCGGAGAUGAAGAAUUGGAACACGCUCUUGCUAGAAUCUGGCCCCGACGAGAACGAGAUCACCGACGUGCCGUCGCUGGCGGGCUACCUGCAGCUGACCAAGCUGGACUGGCAGUACAAGACGGAGCCCACAGCGCACGCCUGCCUCGGCUUCAAGAAGCGCCGCUGCAGCUGGCCCCGCGGCAAGGUGCUUGGCGGUUCCAGUGUUCUCAACUACAUGAUAUACGUACGAGGCAAUCGAUAUGACUUCGACCAAUGGGAACAAUCCGGCAACCCCGGAUGGGGCUACCGGGACGUUUUGAAAUACUUUAUCAAAUCUGAAGACAACAGAAACCCGUACUUAGCUAAGAGUCAAUACCAUGGGCGAGGAGGAUACCUCACGGUUCAAGAAGCUCCCUGGAGGACACCUUUAGUCGCAGCCUUCGUAGAAGCUGGCGUCGAAAUCGGGUAUGAGAACAGGGAUAUCAAUGGAGAAUACCAAACGGGGUUCAUGAUCGCCCAGGGCACUAUACGCCGCGGAUCUCGCUGCAGUACCGCCAAAGCAUUCUUGCGACCAGUGAGAACUCGAAGAAACUUAGACAUUUCCUUAAACUCCCAAGCAACAAGAGUUUUAAUCCAUCCAGUGACAAUGAAGGCUUACGGGGUCGAGUAUGUCAAACACGGCAUGAGGAGAGUUGUUUACGCGAGAAAAGAAGUAAUAUUAUCGGCCGGCGCCAUCAACAGUCCUCAGCUGCUCAUGCUGUCUGGAAUAGGUCCCAAAGAACAUUUAAAAGACGUCGGAAUUAAGGUCUUGAAGGACUUGCCGGUCGGUGAAAACCUGCAAGACCACGUUGGUGUAGGAGGAUUAACAUUUCUAGUCGACAAACCUGUUGCAAUCGUCCAAAACCGCUUCGAGGCUUUUCCCGUUACCAUGAACUACGUUGUCAACGAAAGAGGUCCCAUGACAACCCUAGGAGGCUUAGAAGGGGUUGCUUUCGUAAAUACAAAGUACGCGAACAGUUCUGGAUUGUGGCCUGAUAUUCAGUUCCACAUGGCGCCGGCGUCUUUCUCGUCUGACAAUGGGCAAAUUGUCAGAAAGAUCUUAGGGCUCACGGAUGAGAUUUAUAAUACUGUUUACAAGCCUAUAGCCAAUAAGGAUGCUUGGACUAUUAUGCCUUUACUGCUCAGACCAAAUACACGAGGUUACGUGCGAUUAAGGAGCUCCAAUCCUUUCCAUUAUCCGAUAAUGAACCCACGUUACCAUGAGGAUCCUUUAGACGUGGCGCGCCUCGUAGAUGGAAUCAAAAUAGCCCUGCAAGUGGCAGAAGCGUCUCCUUUCAAACAGUUUGGUAACAGGCUAUACAUGAAGCCGUUACCGAGUUGUAAGCACUUUAAAUUUAUGUCUGACGAAUAUAUUGAAUGUCAAGUGAGGCACAUUUCUAUGACGAUAUACCAUCAGAGUGGGACAACUAAGAUGGGGCCGUCGUGGGAUCCUGAGGCGGUGGUAGACCCGCGGCUCAGGGUGUAUGGCGUCGAAGGCCUAAGGGUAAUAGACGCAAGUAUAAUGCCGACUAUUGUGAGUGGCAACACCAACGCCGCAGUCAUCAUGAUAGGGGAGAAAGGGGCUGAUUUGAUAAAGCAAGACUGGCUUAGUAAGAGCGGCUUAGCACGGUCGCGUUUUUAUCCCUUGUCACCAUGCCUGUCACGUUCUAACAAGUAUGUAAGUGCGAAAGGGACACGCAUAGUGAUAGUCGAUAAAAAUGGAACCGUGCUGAGCCCGCAGUCAAAUUAUUACCUCAGCCGUGAAAGGUUCGUGAAGCGACAAGAUAUGAAAAAUCUGUGGAUCAUAUACUUCAGUUUAUCAUGCGUACUCGGCGGGGUGCUGUCGCAGCAGCCCUCACUCUUCGAUGCAGUGUCAGGGCUACUCCGCGACACCAACAACCUGUACCUCGGGGAGCCCCCUGACGCCGAGGAGCUGUACUCGGAGUACGACUUCAUCAUCAUAGGAGCCGGGACUGCUGGGUGCGUGCUUAGCAAUCGGCUCACGGAAGUUGAAGAUUUUAAGGUGCUUCUUAUAGAAGCGGGCGGCAGUGAGCAGCUUUUCAUGGACAUCCCUGUGAUGGCCACUAUGCUACAAUUCACCGACGCCAAUUGGGACUACCACACUGAGCCACAGAGAGCAGGCUGCAUGGGCAUGCGCGAGGGUCGGUGCUCCUGGCCGCGGGGCCGCGUGGUCGGCGGCUCCUCGGUUCUGCACUCCAUGAUGCACACGAGGGGCAACAGGAGAGACUACGACCGGUGGGCGGCAAAUGGCAACCCAGGAUGGGACUUCGCAUCAGUUCUCAAAUACUUCAAGAAGUCUGAAAACAUGCAAGUACCAGAGCUGAGAAGAGAUAAAGUAUACCAUUCGACAAAGGGAGAGAUGACCCUUCAGUAUCCCAGCUGGAGAACGCGACUCUCUGACGCGUUCCUUCAAGCGGGCGUCGAGACUGGCGGGAAUAUAGUAGAUUACAACGGAGAAAAACAAAUCGGAUAUUCCAUCAUACAAUUUACGAUGAACAAUGGAACUCGCAUGAGUGCGAGUCGGGCUUUCCUUCACCCUAUAAAAUAUAGAAAAAACUUCCACGUAACCAAGAAUGCUAUGGUGACGCGUAUUUUGAUUGAUCCUUGGACCAGACGAGCAUACGGUGUGGAAUUCCGCAAAGCUAAUCGCCGCUACACCAUAAAGGCGACGCGAGAAGUCAUUCUGUCAGCUGGUGCUAUUAAUUCUCCUCAAAUAUUAAUGAUCAGCGGAAUAGGCCCUAAACAGCACUUGACGGAGAAGAACAUCACAACAAUUGUAGAUUUACCCGUCGGAUAUAAUCUCCAAGACCACUGGGCAUUAGGCGGUCUGACUUUCUUAAUAAACACAACUGAUUCUAUCAGGUCUGAACGCGUGGCUACAUUCAGCAACAUUCUAGAAUAUUUCAGCCAUCAUACAGGUCCUUUGUCAGCGCCAAGCGGAACUGAAGCUAUCGCUUUUAUCGACACUAAUAAUCCAAACGAUCCCGAUGGCUAUCCUGAUUUAGAGUUGCUGUUUGUGGCAGGCUCAUUGGUUAGCCAGCCGUCGUAUAAACAAGCCUUCGCUAUUGAUGAUCGUAUCUACAACAAAGUUUACGGACCAAUUCAAGAUCGCGACACGUGGAUGGUGUUCCCGAUGCUUCUUCUCCCGGAGUCGAAAGGCCGAAUAAUGUUGAAGAAUAAAAACCCUUAUACAAAGCCGCUUAUCUACGCCAACUACUUUUCAGAUGGAGGCCACGACCAAAAGGUUAUAUUACAUGGUAUAAGAAAAAUAAUUCAGCUAUCGAAAACUAAAGCAUUUCAAAAGUUUGGAAGUAGAUUGCACGAUAUUCCGUUGCCUAAUUGUGCUCAUCACAAGUUCAACUCGGACGCGUAUUGGUACUGUGCAAUGAAAACUAUAACGAACACGAUUUAUCAUCAUUGCUGUACGGCUAAAAUGGGCCCGAAGGAGGACCCUGAAGCCGUCGUGGACUCGAGACUGAAGGUGUACGGGAUAAAAGGACUGAGGGUAGUGGACGCGAGCAUUAUGCCGCAUGUACCAGCGGCGCACACCAACGCCCCAACUUUAAUGAUUGCCGAGAAAGCGGCUGAUAUGAUAAAGGAAGACUGGGGCAUACGUCUCAAGCCGAUUUAAUUGGCAUAAUAUCUAAUAUAUACGAGAAUCCCAGUCUAGGCAAUGAACUGACUUUUAUGAUUGAUUGAUCAGUAGCGAUUUUUAUUUUAAAUACAUAUUUAUUUGUUACUUAAGGUUUCUUUAUU
Molecule: messenger RNA, 4830 nt
Organism: Cydia splendana
Lineage: Eukaryota; Metazoa; Arthropoda; Insecta; Lepidoptera; Tortricidae
Exons: 11
Coding region: 821-4705 (1294 amino acids)
Molecular function (GO): flavin adenine dinucleotide binding; oxidoreductase activity, acting on CH-OH group of donors
Source: RefSeq, a predicted model, not a curated record